AUGGGGCUUCCACCCAAGUGGUACCAGUUUCUUGUGGGCCUUUUUGCCUCGCUCGGCUCUGUGACUUUCGGUUACGAUCUGGGUGUUAUUGCCCAAGUCAUCGCGUCGCCUUCAUUCCUAGAAAGGUUUGGUGAUAACCCAGAUGAAAUCGGAGCCAUUGUUUCAAUCUUUACUGGGGGUGCUUUUUUCGGCGCAAUGUUUGCCGGCCCCGUUGGCGACUACCUCGGUCGUAAAAUGACCAUCCUCAUCGGCUCCCUCGUUUUCCUCCUCGGUGGCGGCCUGCAGACCGGUGCGCAAAACAUCAGCUACAUGUACUCGGGUCGAUGCCUUGCUGGCGUCGGUGUCGGCUUUCUCACCAUGAUUAUUCCAUUGUACCAGGCUGAACUCUGCCACCCGAGCAUUCGGGGUCGCGUCACAGCCCUGCAGCAGUUCAUGCUUGGUGUUGGCGCCCUUGUCGCCGCCUGGAUCUCCUACGGCUCAUACAUUGGCUUUGCCAAGACCGACGACAAGCAGUGGCGGGUCAGUCUUGGCAUCCAGAAUGUCCCCGCCGGUAUCUUGGGAACGCUCAUCCUCUUUUUCCCCGAAUCCCCUCGCUGGCUCAUACGACACGGCAGAGUUGAACAAGGCCUCAAGACCUUAGCCAAACUCCACGCUCGCGGGGACGCUUCGGACCCCUGGGUCCGCGCCGAAUUCGACCAGAUCCAGGAGUCCAUCACACUCGAGCACGAAGCCUCGGCAAAGUCCUACGCCGAACUUUUCACAGAUCGGUCCUCCUUCAGGAGGCUGGUUCUAGCGUGUGGGCUGCAGGCUUCGAUCCAAAUGACAGGUGUGAGUGCGAUUCAAUACUACUCUGUGGCCAUCUACAAAAAGGUCGGCAUCGCGGAAGACGAGACAUUGCGAUACCAAGCCAUUUCCUCCGUCCUCGCGCUCGUGGCCCAGUUCCUCUGCAUUCUCUUUAUUGACAGGACGGGCCGAAGGUGGCCGCUCAUCUUUGGAAACCUGGGCAACAUGGUGACUUUUAUCAUUGCCACCAUCCUCCUGGCCCGUUUCCCUCCCGGCUCAGACAAAAGCAACGGUGGCGCGGCUUGGGGCUUCAUUGUCAUCACUUGGCUGUACAACUUUUGCUUCAGCGCUACCUGCGGCCCGCUCUCCUGGAUCAUCCCUGCUGAAAUCUUUGACUUGAAGACGCGGUCGAAAGGUGUCUCCAUCGCGACGAUGACCAGCUUCGCCUUCAACACCAUGAUUGGGCAGACUACGUCGGUGGCGCUUGACGACAAGACCGGCAUCGGGUGGAGGUGGUACAUUCUCUUUAUCGUCUGCAACUUCUCCAACGCCAUCUUCUUCUGGGCCGUUCUGCCCGAAACCGCUAAGCGACCUCUCGAGGAGAUGAAGUACCUUUUCACCGAGGCACCUUGGUUUGUGCCGUCCAUGGACUCUUCGAAGUUUGCUGUCACCGACCUCGACCGUCGUGUUGAAGAGCAGGAGCGUAAGCGGGAAGGCAUGGUCAAUGUUGAGCAUAAGGUCUGA
Messenger RNA from Scedosporium apiospermum, 1527 nucleotides. RefSeq lists its product as uncharacterized. Gene Ontology annotation, biological process: transmembrane transport; carbohydrate transport. Gene Ontology annotation, molecular function: carbohydrate:proton symporter activity. The transcript has 6 exons. The record is from RefSeq and is a predicted model, not a curated record. NCBI's taxonomy places the organism in Eukaryota, Fungi, Ascomycota, Sordariomycetes, Microascales, Microascaceae. Bases 1 to 1527 code for a protein of 508 amino acids. Gene Ontology annotation, cellular component: membrane.